GUCUUCUCUCUCUUACCUUGAGCUUCGGACAUAGUCAUCAUCAUCUUCUUCUUCCUCGUAAUACCCGAAAAAUCAAAACUUUUUAGGAUAUGGCUUCUGGGGAGAGCGAGUACAGGUGUUUCGUCGGAGGCUUAGCUUGGGCUACCAAUGAAGAGUCACUGGAGAGAAGUUUCAGCCAAUUCGGAGAUGUCCUCGACUGCAAGAUCAUCAUUGAUCGUGAGACAGGGAGGUCAAAAGGGUUUGGAUUUGUGACUUUUAAAGAUGAGGAAUCGUUGAGGUCUGCGAUUGAGAGGAUGAAUGGUCAAGAGCUUGAUGGUCGUAGCAUCACUGUUAAUGAAGCUCAGGCUCGUGGUUCUGGUGGUCGUGGUGGUAACGGUGGUGGUUAUAACCGUGGAGGAGGUGGUGGUUAUGGAGGAUCUGGUGGUGGUAGUUAUGGAGGUGGUGGUGGUGGUGGUUAUGGAGGAGGUGGUUAUGGAGGUAGACGUGAUCAACAAGGUGGUUAUAACCGUGGCGGUGGAGGUGGAGGAUACGGUGGUGGUGGUGGUUAUGGAGGUGAUCGUCGUGAUGGUGGUUAUGGUGGAGGAGGUUAUGGUGGUGAUGGAGGAGGUUACGGUGGUCAGGGACGAUCUGAUGGAGGAAGCUGGAGAAAUUAAGCUUUGUUGUGUCUUUGACUCUUUGUUGUUUACUUUUGGUUAUGGAUUUGGUUUAUGUUUUUAUUUGGUUCUCAUGUUUAAGUUUGGAAAAAAAAAAAACAAAAUAAAAGUGUGAUGGUUUGGUUCUUAUCACAUUCAAAGAA
Messenger RNA from Capsella rubella, 796 nucleotides. Its product is annotated as glycine-rich RNA-binding protein-like. Lineage: Eukaryota; Viridiplantae; Streptophyta; Magnoliopsida; Brassicales; Brassicaceae. Bases 90 to 653 code for a protein of 187 amino acids. The transcript is spliced from 2 exons. The record is from RefSeq and is a predicted model, not a curated record. Gene Ontology annotation, molecular function: RNA binding.